AUGGGAAAUUUUGUAGUCUUUUUUCAAGAUGCUACUUCCUAUGUCGUUUCAAGCCAGCACUUUGAGGGCCUCGGCUUGUUAAAUUACCUGAUAGAGGCUGAACUCCAGAAAGCCGUAUUCCAAGACCCCAAAGAGCCUGUAGUAGAGGAGAAAAAAUCGGAUGCAUUGGUUGGAUCCCGUUGUGACAAAGCCCGAUUUCACAAACGCUAUCUGGCAAGUCGGCCAGAUCACUUGAUUCCUCAGAUAGAAGUUCACUAUCUGCUAGUGGAGGGUAAAGCAGGCGAAAUGGCCUCGAACAAAGAUGCCUCGGACGUCUUGGAUGAACACAAACUGUCACCAAUGAAAAAGGCUAUUCUGCUUGGAGGUGAAGUGGUCUCUGCCAAACUGGACCAUCCAGCAUCACCGCGGGGCCACUUGCUUGCCUGUCCUAAAGACGAGACCAAUAGCAUUAGGGAACAGCGGGAGGGUGGCACAUCAAAGGGCUCAGUUGUCAGAGCGAGGGUAAAGGAGUUGCAAAAUCUGGGCAGGAAAGAACCUCUUCGUGUCGAUCCGACCUGCCGACCUGCUCAAACCUCUCGAGGAUGCAUGCCCAAGCAGCUACCGGCCCCAGCAACCGGGGCCAAAUUGGUCUGUUCGCCCAAGUACCCGCUUCACAGGCUAAGGGAGGGCGCAAUCGGUCGUCAAGACUCCACUCGGCCGCCUCAUCAUGGCUCCUCGUUGGAUGAGGCCAAGUCCGUCUCGCCGGAGGGACAUCCGAGAAGAGGCUAUCUCCUGCCAAGUAUGGAGUUUCGAGGUGGCGAGUCUAAGCGUCGACCUAUCCGUCGGCCAGCGGUUGUCAACGAGAUGAGCUUUCCUCCUCUCCUCCUCAGGCCUGCCGGGAAUGGGGCCUCUGGAGAGGUGGAAAGAGGACUCUUGGAAGCCUGUCUUCUGGCCACCUCCACAAUUCCAGUGCAUAGACAGCGCAUGAACAAUUGGCCGAUUUAUCCUCCUUCUCGUCUCUGUGCCGAUCAUAGGUUUGUUGGAAUUGCCUUUUUCAUUAUGUUUAUUGACCUUAAAACCUCAUACCAACUCAUUCCGAUGCCCCCUAAUAGGCACUUUGCCGCUCGACCCGAUCCAUCUUCGGAUGGAGAAACAAAAUCACCCAAACUCAUAGUAUCCAAGAUAGGAAUUAUAAUCUGUAGCCGUGACGCUGAUGCAUUGCAUUACUCCGAAACUACAUUUGUUUUUGUGCCACAAUGUUGCUAA
This is a messenger RNA of Protopolystoma xenopodis, 1245 nucleotides long. NCBI's taxonomy places the organism in Eukaryota, Metazoa, Platyhelminthes, Monogenea, Polystomatidea, Polystomatidae. The record is from the annotation of a GenBank genome assembly.